Desarmillaria tabescens is the source of this 603-nucleotide messenger RNA. Its product is annotated as ADP-ribosylation factor family-domain-containing protein. Gene Ontology annotation, cellular component: cytoplasm. Gene Ontology annotation, molecular function: GTP binding; GTPase activity. Bases 1 to 603 code for a protein of 200 amino acids. NCBI's taxonomy places the organism in Eukaryota, Fungi, Basidiomycota, Agaricomycetes, Agaricales, Physalacriaceae. The record is from RefSeq and is a predicted model, not a curated record. Gene Ontology annotation, biological process: intracellular protein transport; vesicle-mediated transport. The transcript has 6 exons.
AUGGGUGCCAAUCUUUCAAAGGCACUGGGGAAGAUAUUCGGAAACAAGGAGAUGAGAUUGUUGAUGUUGGGGUUGGACGCUGCUGGGAAGACAACUAUCUUGUACAAACUUAAACUGAACCAAUCUGUCACCACUAUACCAACAGGUGCGCUUGCCCUUAUCUUUAAGCCUAGAGACAACGUGUCACCCCCCCUCAACGUUGGAUUCAAUGUAGAAACGGUGACUUACAAGAACGUGAAAUUCAACGUCUGGGAUGUCGGAGGCCAAGACAAGAUUCGGCCAUUGUGGAGGCAUUACUACACAGGCACACAGGGUCUGGUAUUCGUUGUCGACAGCCAAGACCGGGAGCGAAUUGAUGAAGCCAAGCAAGAACUGCACCGGAUAUUAAGUGACCGGGAAAUGAAGGAAUGUCUUUUGCUUGUAUUCGCCAACAAGCAGGACCUUCCGGGAGCCAUGUCACCUGCUGAAGUUACUGAGAAACUCGGCCUACACCGAAUGCGGGACAGGUCGUGGUACGUUCACCCAAGCUGUGCAACGACCGGCGAAGGUCUUUUCGAAGGUCUUCAGUGGCUCUCACAAAAUGUCAAGAAGCGACAACCGUAG